Molecule: messenger RNA, 2869 nt
Organism: Xiphophorus couchianus (Monterrey platyfish)
Lineage: Eukaryota; Metazoa; Chordata; Actinopteri; Cyprinodontiformes; Poeciliidae
Gene: klhl41a
Product: kelch-like family member 41a
Exons: 6
Coding region: 468-2264 (598 amino acids)
Molecular function (GO): protein binding
Source: RefSeq, a predicted model, not a curated record
ACCUGGCUCCUGAUUAGAGGACGUUCCUUUAAAUGUCUCACCAAAUCUCACAGACUGAAGCUGGGCUGUCACUGCUAUCAAUGAACUCUGAGCCACCAUGGGAAUGCUUUCAUUGUACCAAAAGUACUUGACAGAAGAUGUCAGUCACAUGAUUUGAGAUAAUAUACAACAUUGAAAUUAAACCUGAUAAGUUUUCCUUUUAAAACCGUCUUCCUCUCUAAAAGAAAGCCACAGUUAAAUUUUAAAAGAUUGUGAUAUUUCUGUGUGGCUGCUCAACAAUGUAGAGGUGACGAGGCUUCACAGUUGUUAGGGGUUUUUUGACAGCUGUGUGAGAGUUCCACUUUGGCCAACCUGAAUUCUUCAUGGUUGGGCUGGUGGGCUAUAUUUAGGAGGGCACGGUUAUAUUGAAGCGCCUACAGACCUGUGCUCCUGUAGUUUGCUGUCUUCAGCCUUCCUGUCUGAAGAGAAUGGACACCCAAGGGCUUAGAGAGGACCUCCGUCUGUUUCAGAGCACUCUGUUGCAGGAUGGACUCAAAGAGCUGCUGAAUGAGAAUAAGCUGAUUGACUGUGUCCUAAAGGUUGGGGACAGAAGCAUCCCCAGCCACCGGCUCAUCCUGGCAGCAUGCAGCCCAUAUUUCCGGGAACUUUUCUUCUCUGUGGAUGGCAAGGAAGAGGACAGAAAGGAGGUUGUUUUGGAGAACCUUGAUCCUAAUGUUAUGGAGGUGAUUGUGAAUUACCUGUACUCGGCUGAGAUCGACAUCAACGACAACAACGUCCAGGACAUCUUUACUGUUGCAAAUCGCUUCCAGAUCCCCUCAGUGUUCACGGUUUGCGUGAACUAUCUGCAGAAGAGUCUCACCAAGAAGAGUUGCCUUGCCAUCUACAGGCUGGGACUGGUGCUCAACUGCGCCAGGCUGGCCAUGGCAGCAAGAGAUUACAUCGCCGAUCGCUUCGAGACCAUAGCCAAAGAUGAGGAUUUCUUAGAUCUCGCCCCACCUGAGAUCUUUGCCAUCAUUGGCACUGAUGCGUUGAAUGUUGAAAAAGAAGAAGCUGUGUUUGAGGCUCUCAUGAGGUGGAUCAGAAAGGAUAAAAAAAAGCGAGCAAAAUCCUUGGAUGAGGCUUUUGAGUACAUUCGCUUCCGUCUACUUCCAGAGAAGUACUUCAAGGAAAAAGUGGAGAAAGAUGAGCUGAUCAAGGCUGACCCAGAGCUCCUCAAAAAGAUCAAAGUCAUAAAGGAAGCAUUUGCAGGGAAACUGCCCGAGAAAAAAAAGGGUUCAGGUGAUGCUGAGGGAGAUGAGGGGACGCUGCCAGGUUACCUGAACAACAAUCGCAGGUAUGGCAUGCACGCUAAAGACGUGAUCGUCAUGAUUAACGACACUGCUGCUGUGGCCUACGACGGCCAAGAGAACGAGUGCUUUCUUGCUGCAAUGUCUGAACGAAUUCCCCGAAACCAUGUCAGCCUCACAACAAAGAAGAACAACCUGUACGUGCUAGGAGGACUGUUUGUAGACGAGGAGAAUAAAGAAAAUCCACUGCAGUGUUACUUCUACCAGCUGGACAGCCUUGCUGCUGAAUGGCUAGCCCUGCCACCAAUGCCGUCCCCCAGGUGUCUCUUCGCAAUGGGGGAAUUUGAAAACCUAAUAUUUGCUGUGGCGGGAAAAGACUUGCAGUCCAACGAGUCCCAUGACACCGUUAUGUGCUACGAUGCUGAAAAAAUGAAGUGGACAGAAACAAAGAAGCUGCCUGUGAAAAUCCACGGCCACUGCGUGGUCUCUGAGAAUGGCUUGGUGUAUUGCCUGGGAGGAAAAACCGAUGAAAAUAAAGCAACCAAUAAGAUGUUUGCAUACAACCACAAGAAGUCAGAGUGGAAGGAGGUUGCUUCCAUGAAGACUCCUAGAUCCAUGUUCGGAGCAGUUAUCCACAAGGGGAAGCUCAUCGUUGCUGGGGGAGUCAAUGAAGACGGACUGACGGCAGUGUGCGAAGCCUAUGACUUUGGGACCAACAAGUGGUCGCCUUUCACAGAGUUUCCCCAGGAGAGGAGUUCAAUCAACCUGGUGAGCUGUGGAGGGCUGCUGUACGCCGUGGGAGGCUUUGCCAUGGUAGAGAACGAGAACAAGGAGUGUGCACCAACUGAAGUCAUUGACAUUUGGCAGUAUGAAGAGGACUCCAAACAGUGGAGCGGCAUGAUCAGAGAAAUACGUUACGCAGCUGGAGCCUCGUGUGUCUCCAUGCGCUUGAAUGCAGCCAGAAUGCCCAAACUGUAACACGGGACUGUUGUGCUAUUAUUGUGUGUCGUGAUCAUUUUAUUUACAAGCUCCUAGCAGAGGAUGGUUUUUGUAGCCUUAACAAUCAGAUAAUUUUACUAUCCAUACUGACUUUUAGUUUGAUUAAAAUGUUGAAAUAUUUUCUCAUGUUAUGCAGUUAGGGAACUUCUUAUUGUUGUGAAAGCUUUUUUCAAUCUUUUAUAAAAAAAAAAAAAAACAAAAAAAACAUAGAACUUAGAUUAAAUAAACAGAUUUAAGUUUAAUAGUUAUUGAAAUAAAGUUUAUAUAUUCGAGACAAAUCUCUGAGUUUCCUGACUGACUUUAAAAUCAAACCUUUCAAGCUGCUUUUCUACAUAAAAAUUAAUGGGUUUUUUAAAAAUGUUUUAUUAACGUAUUUGUUAAAAUUAUCAUUAUGUUGAGUGCGGUGGUAGAGCGCGCGACCCGUGUAUGGAGACCUCCGUUCCUUGACAUGGUCGCCACGGGUUCGAGUCUCGGCCUUUUGCCGCACGUCUGUAACCUCUCUCACAUCCCUCCUACUUGUCAAUCUACUAUAAAAUAAAAGCCACUAGAGCUUUUACUACGUCGUGACAAUAUAAUAUGAGACA